UGCAGGCUAGAUAUUGAAUCCAAGGCACUUUACAAAUCACGGGACGCAGAUGACAUGAUGACUUGUGAGAGACGCCUUUUUGACCGUUUUUGUUUAAUCGCAGUCAUUGUGUACCCAAUGAUGCUGUGGAAAAGAGAAAGUGUUACGUGUAUGUCUUUUAUGAUCAUCAACGUUUGUUGUGGUUCUACUGUCCUUCAGAAGGAACGAUUCCCCCAAGGUAUGGACUCUUGUGGACAACGUAUUCUUCACUCAACAACCAGUAAUUACUAUGGAAUGGCUAUUACAAGAAACAAUGUGAUAGACAAGCGAAUAGUGGGUGGGAGAGUAAGCAGUGACGGUGCAUGGCCUUGGCAGGUUGCUUUAAUGCUGGAUGAUGUCCAAGUGUGUGCAGGCUCAAUUAUCAGACCUAACUGGGUUUUAACUGCUUGCCAUUGUUUCACAGAUUAUCGGUCAACAAAGGAUCCAACUCGCUGGAAAGUUAAACUUGGUGCCAAUCCUCUUUCAUCAGAGUCGAAAGAGUUUCAACAAGUGAGAGGAGUAAAGAACAUCAUCGUGCACCCAAAGUACUGGGGUAAAACUGUUCAAGGUGUGCUUAUUCAGCCUCCAGAUUAUGAUGUAGCUCUUCUUGAACUUUCAAGCCCAGUGACCUAUAACAGUUUUGUGCGACCUAUCUGUCUCCCCGUGAAUGGCUUAGUAUUCCCCCCCGGGAAAAUCUGCUAUGUGACAGGAUGGGGAUCAAAGGGAUGGAACAAGCCGCCGUCGGAGUUUUUGCAAGAAGCUCCGGUACGCUUAGUUUCGCGAACGGAAUGUAACAAAAAGAAAUCCUACGAUGGGACUGUUCCAAAGACGGCUUUGUGCGCCGGAUACAAGGAUGGAGGGAUUGAUGCAUGUCAAAAAGAUAGCGGUGGACCGCUAGCUUGUGAAUAUGAAGGACAGUGGUACCUCGUGGGCGUCAUAUCAUGGGGAAAACAUUGUGCAGUCCCAAAUAAAUACGGCGUUUAUACUGACGUGCGAGUUCUAAACUCUUGGAUUACUAGAGUUGUACAGUAGUUUUAAUACCAUGAAUUUACGAGUGUAUGUGGCAGUUAAACGAGAAGUGAUUGUCGAUUACUUUUCCCAGUGAGCAUGCCCAUUCAGCCAGAACAAGCAAGCAAAGUUUCAUUUGGGAAAGGGUUUCUAACAUGAGUAGCGUUCUAUUUCCAUUGAAAAGAUUCAAGGAUAAAGUUUCAAAAUCUAUUCUAGCUGUAGAAGUAGGCAAUGACCAACUAUUUUCUUGAAGUUCUCGCUUUCUAAGAGGAACGAUUACAGGAGGGGGUUAUAAUUAAAUUUUCAUGUGUUUUUGUUUCAUAUGCCCAUGUGUGACACAUUAAUUAUUCCCACAUUGGGAGUUUUUGCAAAACAGAAUUACACAGCAGUUAAAAUACUUAUAAAAAUUGAGGACUACAUAUCUCAAAUUUACAUUUCUCUUUGAGUUUCCCUUUCCCGCUUGAAGAGAAGAGUACUCUCGGUACUGAGAUAGUUGAUUUAGUCAUAGGUUUACAGACUGCAGGUCUAAAGGUGGGUACAAUGUGAAGACUGAAACGUAAAGCGCUUUCGAAUAAUAAUAAUAAAAAAAAGAUGGAGUCCAGCCCAGAGAACAUAGUGGAAAUCUUUUCGCCUAAACAGUGUAAAACGACAGAAAACGAAUAAAGAA
This is a messenger RNA of Pocillopora verrucosa, 1693 nucleotides long. RefSeq names its product serine protease 33-like. The record is from RefSeq and is a predicted model, not a curated record. Lineage: Eukaryota; Metazoa; Cnidaria; Anthozoa; Scleractinia; Pocilloporidae. Gene Ontology annotation, biological process: proteolysis. Gene Ontology annotation, molecular function: serine-type endopeptidase activity.